This is a messenger RNA of Lottia gigantea (owl limpet), 516 nucleotides long. RefSeq lists its product as hypothetical. Gene Ontology annotation, molecular function: GTP 3',8'-cyclase activity; metal ion binding; 4 iron, 4 sulfur cluster binding. The transcript is spliced from 3 exons. The record is from RefSeq and is a predicted model, not a curated record. The annotation marks the transcript as partial. Lineage: Eukaryota; Metazoa; Mollusca; Gastropoda; Lottiidae. Gene Ontology annotation, biological process: Mo-molybdopterin cofactor biosynthetic process.
CCAUUUUCAGACUUUUUAACUGAUUCAUUCCAGCGCCAACAUACCUAUCUACGAAUAUCACUUACAGAACGGUGCAAUUUAAGAUGUCAGUAUUGUAUGCCAGAAAAUGGAGUAGAUUUAUCACCUAAAACUGACUUGUUAUCUACAAAAGAAAUCCUAAAUUUAUCAAAGUUGUUUGUGAAAGAAGGAAUUACUAAAAUCAGAUUAACUGGGGGUGAACCAUUAGUUCGUAAAGAUCUGGUGGAAAUUAUAGAAGGUUUAAAUGAGUUGAAACCAUUAGGACUAGAAGCUAUAGGAAUAACAACUAAUGGUGUCACAUUAUCUCGGAAACUACCUCAGUUAAAACAAGCUGGUCUAGAUCAAAUUAAUAUCAGUCUAGAUACCUUGGUGCCUCAGAAGUUUGAGUUUGUUACUAGAAGGAAGGGGUAUGAUAAGGUUUUAAGAUCUAUUCAUUCUUCUAUAGAACAUGGCUUCCAACCUGUCAAAGUAAGUAUGUAUUUGAAACUUCGCACCUGA